UCUCUAUCACAGUCCCACCUUCUGUGCGAGUGAGUUAUGGGCAAUCCACUUCGCUUUCUGUGAUACCCUUUUUCCUUGAACUCAUUCCCUGCGCCUCCAUCUUCUUCUUCUCUCUUCCGAAACCCCAAAGCUUCGAUCUUUAUUUUCUGGGCUGAUUCAAAAUCGAAUCUUUCUCCAUCUCAACCGAGAUUUUGGCUGCCAGAUCCGUUUUUCUUACUUUCGCCACGCUGAGAUGAAGUUUUGAAGAUCACGAUGAACGGCUGUGAUGACCUUCUUCCUCCCCCAGCUCUGGUAAGAACAAUCAUCACCAGUACAGGUUUUUCAAUCAAGAAAUGGUCGAGCCAUUAAUGUUGAUCCACGUUCGGUCGUUAAUUUGGUUGAGAAAAAGGAAAAAAAAGAAACCCUCUCCCAAUUGCUCUGAAAACUCAUCUCGAAUUGUCAAUCUUUGAUUGUGAGGUGUUUGAUAUUAGUCCUCAAUAUUUACUGUCUUAUCUGACUGUUGAAGUUUAGUUACUACUAAUCAUAUACGAAACUUUGAUAGAUUUUCUCACUUGGAUCCAAAGGGUUUUUUUUUUUUCCUUUCAUAGUUUUUGGUUCUGUUAGUGGUUUUUAAAGGUGGCGAAGAUGAGCUUAAGCAUGGCCGAGGACGAUUCGGCUUCUGAGAUUCAUAUCCCUGCCGAUAUAGAUUGGCAUAUGCUAGACAAGUCUAGAUUUUUCUUUCUUGGGGCUGCUCUAUUUUCUGGUGUUUCAGCAGCUUUAUAUCCAAUCGUGGUGUUAAAAACCAGGCAACAAAUCUCACCAACACCAAUCUCAUGCUUCAAGAUGUCGUUUGCCAUCAUGCGCCAUGAAGGCUUCAGAGGUUUCUACAGAGGUUUUGGUACUUCUUUGAUGGGAACGAUCCCAGCUAGAGCGCUUUACAUGACAGCUCUUGAAGUCACCAAGAGUAAUGUUGGGACAGUCACAGUUAGAUUAGGCUAUUCAGAUACAACAGCACUGGCUAUAGCUAAUGCUGCAGCUGGGUUGAGCUCGGCCAUGGCUGCUCAAUUGGUUUGGACCCCAAUUGAUGUUGUGAGCCAAAGACUAAUGGUCCAGACUUGCAGCAGCAGCAGCAGAAGCAGUGGAAAGAACUCUAUUCCUAGUGUGAGUACCUAUAACUACAACAAUGGUUUAGAUGCGUUUAGGAAAAUCAUGUACUCAGAUGGCUUUAGAGGAUUGUACAGAGGUUUUGGGAUAUCUAUACUGACAUAUGCACCAUCAAAUGCUGUUUGGUGGGCUUCAUACUCUGUGGCACACCGGCUCAUUUGGGGUGGUUUUGGUUGUUAUAUGGGAAAGAAAGAUGAGAAUGGUUUAGCUUUAGUCCAUGGCUGCAGUGGUAGUAGUGUUGGUGGUGGUGGUGGUUUUAGGCCUGACUCCCGAGCAACCCUGGCGGUGCAGGGUCUGAGUGCUGCCAUGGCUAGUGGGGUUUCUGCUCUGAUUACUAUGCCACUGGAUACGAUCAAAACAAGGCUGCAAGUGUUGGAUGGAGAGGAAAAUGGGCAAAGAAGGCCACUGACAAUUGUUCAAACAGUGAGAAAUUUGGUGAAGGAAGGUGGAUUUGGUGCUUGUUACAGAGGAUUGGGGCCAAGAUGGGCUUCCAUGGCUAUGUCAGCCACAACCAUGAUCACUACUUAUGAGUUUCUCAAACGACUAUCUACCAAGACUCUUGAUUGAUUUGAAAUCUUGAAAUAAUCAGCCAGAAGACAGACACUCCAGGAAGAGAUGCUUUUUUUUUUUUUUUUUUAUUAUUAUUAUUUUAUCUUAUUUUCCAUAUCUUCAAAAUUUGUUCUACUUUUGGUUGUAUUGGGCUGCCUUGGAUUAAUGUAAAUUCUUUGUUUUGUUGUUUGCUUU
Molecule: messenger RNA, 1887 nt
Organism: Humulus lupulus (European hop)
Lineage: Eukaryota; Viridiplantae; Streptophyta; Magnoliopsida; Rosales; Cannabaceae
Exons: 1
Coding region: 625-1710 (361 amino acids)
Source: RefSeq, a predicted model, not a curated record